This is a messenger RNA of Ixodes scapularis (black-legged tick), 1023 nucleotides long. RefSeq names its product peptidyl-prolyl cis-trans isomerase FKBP2-like. Gene Ontology annotation, molecular function: peptidyl-prolyl cis-trans isomerase activity. Bases 178 to 645 code for a protein of 155 amino acids. The record is from RefSeq and is a predicted model, not a curated record. The transcript has 5 exons. Gene Ontology annotation, biological process: protein peptidyl-prolyl isomerization. NCBI's taxonomy places the organism in Eukaryota, Metazoa, Arthropoda, Arachnida, Ixodida, Ixodidae.
AGAUUUUUGCGUAAGUUCCGGCAACAUUGAAACGUGUCGUUUUGUUUUUGUUUUUUUGUUCUUUUUUUUGUACACUUCGCUCGCUUCGCUCGCUGUUUGCCGGUUCUCUAGUCGCGUUGAGGUAGGUUGCGAGUUGUGAUUUUUUCUUCCAGUCUUCCUUUUCUCUGGCACAAGGCAAUGCUUUCCCCGAGCGUACGUCUAGCCAUCUGCUAUCUCCUGCUGUUCUUUGCUGUGCUGUCCUGCCUGAUCGACUUUGUGGCCAUUGGCGACGGAGACAGCGCCAAGACGACGAAAGAGGCGAGGAGGCUUCAGAUCGGAGUCAAGAAACGACCCGAGGUCUGCGACACCAAGUCGAGGAAGGGCGACGUCCUUCACAUGCACUACAAGGGCACCCUUGAAGAUGGGACGGAAUUCGACAACAGCUACAAGAGGGGUGAUCCGCUGUCGUUCACUCUCGGAUCGGGACAGGUGAUCCGUGGCUGGGACCAGGGGUUGUUGGCGAUGUGUGCCGGGGAGAAGCGCAAACUGGUGAUUCCUCCGGAGCUGGCCUACGGAGCGACGGGCGCACCCCCGACCAUUCCAGGAGACGCAACUCUUACCUUUGAGGUCGAGCUUGUGAAGAUUGAUCGCAAGACCGAGCUGUAAAGAGGGGCUUUUUUCGAUCUCGUCACGGGGUGGAGGGAUUAGUCGUGCCUGGGGAGUCCUUCACACAUCAUUGAGGAAUGAAGUGCAUUUGGAUGGGGUUAUGAUUUUCUGUUGGUUCUGUGAACUUGGGUUGUGAUAUGAAGUCGUCAAGUCACUUUCUUUCUUUUUUUUUAUUAUGGGGUUUCUUUGUGCGAUUGGGGUGUGACUGUUGCUAUAUUGGUAAUUUAUUCUUUGCACACAUGUACAUUGGAGUAGCCGAUCAUGUAACAUAGUCUGCGAGCACAUCUUGCUGCCGUGCCGAUGAUGCUGCUCUGUACAUAUGCACAUUUUUUACAUUUGUGUAGAGUUGUGAUACUUUCAAAUAAAUUUUGUCUGGUA